Messenger RNA from Chara braunii, 906 nucleotides. The record is from the annotation of a GenBank genome assembly. Lineage: Eukaryota; Viridiplantae; Streptophyta; Charophyceae; Charales; Characeae.
CACAUCAGCACCAGCCACACAUGCUUCCUGUCCUUUGGUCAGUGACCAACGCGAUGGAACGCAAGGACAUUGAGUCCGAGGCAGACUACGAGGCCCGGCUGGCUGACAUGAUGCUCGAGAUUAAGCAAAGAGCAGAUGUGGCAGUUGCCACUCAAGAGAAGAGAGAGAGGGAAGCCGAAGAGAAACGUCGCCUUGCUGAAUUACAGCAGCAAGCGCACAAGGACGCAGCACACCAGGCUGCCUACGAAGCAAAACAAAUGCACGGGGAUGCAUUGUUCGAGGAGGAGGCUGAAGUCUUGACCUUGGCCACCGACUGGGAGAAGUCGGCCAAGGAGGAGGGAGCCUCCAAGACCAUGCGUAAGUUCUCCGCGGUCAUCAAGCGGAUUGCAGCAACAGUCGUUGCCCCCUCCAACAUUUCGGAUCGCGUCAGCACAUUGCAGAUUGAAGUAGGCACUCUCAAGGAUGGUGUGCAACUGCAACAAACGACAAAUCAGCAGUUUCGGACCUCCGAUCAGCAGGUGGAGGAGCAGAUUCGUGCAGCAGCGCUAAGUUCAGCCUUGACACCCUUCACCUUGCGGUUGGACAUGUAUAAGGUGCGCAACCCCAACUGGCAGGCUUGUCUUUAUCACCCAUCGGGUGGCGCAUGUCAAGCAUGGCUCGACAACCUCCUGUCCAUGCACAAGGUGAUUGUCACCGAGCUGCACACAGAGAUCAGCUGGAAAGAUCUGACGACAGCAUGACACACGUGAUUCCAAGUGGAACCGCCCGAGCUCCAGGCAAUGGAGAAGCUGCAGAAGUUCUACCAAAACUCCUUGCUGAGCACGGAUUGGAUCGCCGAGUUCCAACGCUUGGCAUCCACGCCCGAGCUACCAAUCAACUUCAACGGAAUCAAGCACUACUUCAUUA